This is a messenger RNA of Enterobius vermicularis (human pinworm), 1650 nucleotides long. The record is from the annotation of a GenBank genome assembly. Lineage: Eukaryota; Metazoa; Nematoda; Chromadorea; Rhabditida; Oxyuridae.
AUGGCAGAAAUAGGUAACGUUUCAAUUGAGCAAAUGCGUACCCGACUUCGUGCUUCAGAAAACAUACAUAACAUUAUUGAUGAUUUAUUUGCAGAAAGAAUUGACGAGUAUAUGGAAGACCCGAAAAAAAUGCUUGAAAUUUUAAAAGAAGUUAUCCUACCGUUCAGGAAGGUGGACAGUUUACCCGAUAUAAAAACUUGCAAGUCUCUAAAUCUGACGGACGCUGAUAUCACCGAUGGUGAAUUAGUACGAGUACGCUGCAUGCUAAAAGAAACAAAGGGUUUUGAAGUAUAUCCGAUGAGCAGCAAGGUCACAGGAGAUGAGACCAAGAAAGUAUCUUGUGGCUUAUUUCGCAGCCUGUUUGAUGCUCUAGAUGACGAAAGGGUGAAACUUGGUACGCGUUAUAUUUACGGUAUUGGACCAGUCCCUGGUGCAUCGACUUGGUACAAUGAAAGUUUUUACGAUGUUGCGGUAACAGCUGAUGGGACUGGUGAUUGCUCUCCGAGUGCUAGUGGUGGUAAGCAAAAGGAAUGGAGGAUGAUUGCCAAGUUUCUCGACGAAAGUUCUUCAGAACUGAAGCCAAAUCACGUCUUUGACUUAUUUGGUGUUUUGGAUAUGAAAGAAUUUUAUGAGGAAGGCACAUCGGAGAACUCUGCUGUUUACUUUCGCAGUUUUCACGUUAUUGCUUCUGAAGCUGUGGUGGACCAUAAAGUUCUGAAUCAAACAUUUCCUCUGAUCUCGGAUAGCAAUCCUCAGGCUCUUUCUGUUGUAAAAAAGUCGUUGUCUUUAUUGCUUGGUGACACAAGUGCUGCUGACUACCUUUGCUGUCACCUGAUCUCUAAAACGUACAUUAGAGCUGUUGGGAAUCCGGUAUGCAGUAUGGCAAUGAAUAUUGUUAAUGUUACAGACACUGCUAGCAUCAUACGUCAUAUAAAGCUGUUGAUGCCAAAGGUGAUCGUUUAUGAAGUCACUGCGGAAGCACUCGCUACUGAUUCUCUAAUCCCGAAAAUGAAUUACGACACUGAUGUUUUGGAAGACGGUAUUUUGCAGUUUAGUAGCGGGACUGUUUUCGUAAUUGAUGAAACAAAAUUUUCUCGAUCUUGUCUCUCAAGCGUUCCCGCGAAUAAAAGAGCGAUUUUAAACAAAAAUCUCACUGUUUUGGAAAGAUUAGUUAAACAGCAAGUUUUUGAAUAUGAUUAUACGCAUCCUUUCAACAUAGACAGCGACGUCAACAUCCUCGUCUUAUCAAAAAAUCCAUCCUGUCUUAAGCUGGGAUUGCCUUUUACGCUGGCUAUUCCUCCUCAGUUCUGCGAUGGCGUUGACCCCGCAAGCAUUCUUCAAGAUGAAAGGACUUUGAAAGAAUGUAGGCACACAUUGCAGGUUUGCCGAAACAAUGUCGAGCAUAUUACAUUACCACAAGGGAUUGACAAGGAGAUGACCGAGUUAUUCGUCAAAAAUCGAGGUUCAGGCGCGUCGGUUGAAGAUGCUUGUAAUCAGCUGCAUAAUCUUUUAAUAGUCACACGACUUCUUGCUGCAUUGGAUUUCAAGUUUGAAGUUGACCUAUCACACUUGAAGGAAGCUAAGGAUAUGGAGGAAAAACGUGUGAAUACGCUGAAGGAAUUUCUGUCAAAAAACGAAGAAAAGACGUAA